CCCCCACCCCGAACGAUGAGCGCGGCGGACAAGGUGAAGCCGGCGGCCAGCCCGGCGUCGGAGGACCCCUCCGCCAUCGCCGGCAACAUCUCCUACCACGCGCAGUACAGCCCCCACUUCUCGCCGCUCGCAUUCGGCCCCGAGCAGGCCUUCUACGCCACCGCCGAGAGCGUCCGGGACCACCUCCUCCAGAGAUGGAACGACACGUACCUGCAUUUCCACAAGACGGAUCCCAAGCAGACGUACUACCUCUCCAUGGAGUACCUCCAGGGCCGCGCGCUCACCAACGCCAUCGGCAACCUCGGCAUCACCGGCGCCUACGCCGACGCCAUCAAGAAGUUUGGUUACGAGCUUGAGGCCGUCGCUGGACAGGAGAGAGAUGCGGCUCUGGGAAAUGGUGGCUUGGGCAGGCUUGCAUCUUGCUUUUUGGAUUCAAUGGCAACACUGAACUUGCCUUCUUGGGGCUAUGGCCUUCGUUACCGAUAUGGCCUGUUCAAGCAGCGCAUUGCCAAGGAGGGCCAAGAAGAAAUCGCUGAAGAUUGGCUUGAUGUACCCUUUCUAUAUGCUCAUAAAAUUCUUCACAACUUUUUUUUAAUCUAGAUCUCCAUAAUAGUUCUUCUGUUUGAUAUUUUUCAGAAGUUUAGCCCAUGGGAGAUUGUCAGGCAUGACAUUGUAUACCCAAUCAGAUUUUUUGGGCAUGUCGAGAUUGCGCCAGAUGGAAGGCGGAAAUGGGCCGGAGGAGAAGUUCUGAGCGCUCUAGCCUAUGAUGUGCCAAUUCCUGGGUACAAGACAAAAAAUGCAAUCAGUCUUCGCCUUUGGGAUGCAAAAGCUACUGCUGCGGAUUUCAACUUAUUCCAGUUCAAUGAUGGCCAGUAUGAGUCAGCUGCUCAACUUCACUCGAGGGCACAGCAGAUAUGUGCUGUUCUUUAUCCUGGUGAUGCUACAGAAGAAGGAAAGCUUCUUAGAUUAAAGCAGCAGUAUUUCCUUUGCAGCGCGUCACUUCAGGAUAUUAUUUUCAGAUUUAAGGAAAGGAAACCUGACAGAGUUUCAGGGAAGUGGAGUGAGUUCCCUUCCAAAGUUGCUGUUCAAAUGAAUGACACUCACCCGACUCUUGCCAUCCCUGAGCUGAUGAGGUUGCUUAUGGACGAGGAGGGACUUGGUUGGGAUGAAGCCUGGGAUGUCACAAAUAAGACGGUUGCUUACACCAAUCAUACAGUUCUUCCUGAAGCUCUUGAGAAAUGGUCACAGGCUGUAAUGAGGAAAUUGCUUCCACGUCACAUGGAAAUCAUUGAGGAAAUUGACAAGCGGUUCAGAGAAAUGGUAAUCUCCACCCGGAAGGAUAUGGAGGGAAAGAUUGAAUCGAUGAGGGUUUUAGAUAACAAUCCCGAGAAGCCAGUAGUGCGGAUGGCGAAUUUGUGUGUUGUGGCUGGGCAUACGGUGAAUGGAGUGGCCGAAUUGCACAGCAACAUCUUGAAAGAAGAGCUGUUUGCAGAUUAUCUCUCUAUUUGGCCUAAAAAGUUCCAGAACAAAACUAAUGGAAUUACACCACGUAGAUGGCUCCGCUUUUGCAACCCUGAGCUGAGUGAAAUAGUCACGAAAUGGCUAAAAACAGAUCAGUGGACAAGCAACCUUGAUCUUCUCACUGGGCUUCGGAAAUUCGCAGAUGAUGAAAAACUACAUGCUGAGUGGGCAGCAGCCAAGCUGGCCAGCAAAAAGCGCCUAGCCAAGCAUGUAUUGGAUGUGACAGGAGUCACAAUUGACCCGAACAGCCUUUUCGAUAUACAAAUUAAACGCAUCCAUGAAUACAAGAGACAGCUAAUGAACAUUUUGGGAGCUGUGUACAGAUACAAGAAGUUGAAGGAAAUGAGCGCAGAAGAGAGGCAGAAGGUUACACCGCGCACUGUCAUGGUAGGAGGGAAAGCAUUUGCAACAUAUACAAAUGCUAAAAGAAUUGUGAAAUUGGUAAAUGAUGUUGGUGCUGUGGUGAACAACGAUGCUGACGUCAACAAAUAUCUGAAGGUGGUGUUUAUUCCAAACUACAACGUUUCAGUGGCUGAAGUGCUCAUUCCUGGCAGUGAACUGUCACAGCACAUUAGUACUGCAGGCAUGGAAGCAAGUGGAACAAGUAACAUGAAGUUCUCUCUGAAUGGCUGUGUUAUCAUUGGAACUCUCGAUGGAGCCAAUGUUGAAAUCAGAGAAGAAGUGGGACAAGACAACUUCUUCCUUUUCGGUGCCAAAGCAGAUCAGAUUGCUGGUCUGAGGAAGGAAAGGGAAAAUGGCUUGUUCAAACCAGACCCACGCUUUGAAGAAGCCAAGCAGUUUAUCAGGAGUGGUGCUUUCGGUACCUAUGACUACACUCCUCUCUUGGAUUCCCUUGAAGGGAACACUGGAUUUGGGCGUGGUGACUACUUCCUUGUUGGCUAUGACUUCCCAAGCUACAUUGAGGCACAGGCCCGGGUUGAUGAAGCCUACAAGGACAAGAAGAAAUGGAUCAAGAUGUCCAUCUUGAACACGGCUGGAAGCGGCAAAUUCAGCAGCGACCGCACCAUCGACCAGUACGCGAAGGAGAUCUGGGGCAUUUCGGCCUGCCCUGUUCCAUGAAGAGGAGAAACGGUCAACGGCGUUGGACGAUGAUGCUUGGCAGUAAUAAGGAUCUUAUAAUGGUCCCCGGUGAAUAACCCCUGCUUCCGUUGUAGCUGAGAAGAAUGAAGCAACGUAUGAAGCCUGCUGUGUUGCGUAUUCCGCUGCAGUUUUGAGAAGAAGUAGCGCUGAAAAGUGUGGCGGCAUGCCACGCCCGUAGGAGAGCCCGUUUCAAUUUUUGGUGCUCAGUUGGUUUUUGUUUUUGUUUUUUUGCGGGAAUGAUGCUCAAUGAAAUAUGGAGUGGAGCGAAGAGGUUGAUUGAAUGACAAUUUUUGUUUGGUGAAUAAUUUCAUGUAGGUCUUUGCAUA
Hordeum vulgare subsp. vulgare (domesticated barley) is the source of this 2948-nucleotide messenger RNA. Its product is annotated as alpha-glucan phosphorylase, H isozyme-like. The record is from RefSeq and is a predicted model, not a curated record. Gene Ontology annotation, cellular component: cytoplasm. Gene Ontology annotation, molecular function: glycogen phosphorylase activity; pyridoxal phosphate binding. Gene Ontology annotation, biological process: glycogen catabolic process. NCBI's taxonomy places the organism in Eukaryota, Viridiplantae, Streptophyta, Magnoliopsida, Poales, Poaceae.